Molecule: messenger RNA, 1745 nt
Organism: Botrytis deweyae
Lineage: Eukaryota; Fungi; Ascomycota; Leotiomycetes; Helotiales; Sclerotiniaceae
Exons: 4
Coding region: 210-1514 (434 amino acids)
Source: RefSeq, a predicted model, not a curated record
AUACCCGAAACGGAAAAAAAGUCCCUGGCGAUAAGAACGAAUUUGGCGGGGUUCUGCCGCGCGAUAGAUCUUAUCAUUCAUCCCAAUUCAUGAUACAUACAUAAAUAUAUGAUUGUAUUGAAAGAUCAAUAUGUUUGAUUCCGAGUCAGUUCAAAAAUUCACAUCUAGAUUCCCUUCGCUUUCAUUUUCAAGACUGAAUUAUCGCGAAAAUGGGUGAGACGAAUUGGGAUGGCUUCAAGCUAUGGACCAAAUCUACCUGCGAGCGACUCAGCACCUCAGAAGCCGCUCGAGUUGUCAACGACAAGUCUAAGAUUUUGUUUUAUGGUGCGGGAUUAGUCUGCCUUGCAGUAUGGUUAUUGAUACGAGCUGCAACGAUGUUCAAGAAACCGAGAUAUGCCAGGCCGAGAACACCUGAUCUGGAGAAGCCGACUUUCAAGAACGGUAAAGCACAGAGACCUUUAGGAGUGUGGGAGCCUAUGCAGUUCAAACGCCCAACAGCAGUUCCUUUUCCUGAUUGGGAUGUGCAGCAAACGAAGCCAAAUCCAUACCGUCCAUUUCGCUAUGGAGCAUAUCACAUUACUAUGGGUUUACGCAACAUGGACUGGAAUGAAUGGAUAGAAUUGGAUAACCAAUAUAUGAAAUUCCAUGACGACAAAGCUAAACGUAUUAUUGAACGUGGCGCUAGAUCUUGCUAUACCGAUCCCUCAGCGUUUGAUGGUGCUGUUGAGCUGCUUGAAGAGCUUUGCGCGUAUCUUCCAGAACGUUACCCCACACUUUACAAACGCACUCCAGUUGGCAUGGACAAUCUUCUCACUAACGAAUCAUUCAAUAUUGUUGAAAGGCCACUUGCAGAGGAUCCAAUGCAGAUGGCAGCCCGCUUCACGCAAGAUGAUUUGGCAAUCAUGUUUGAGAAGGAAGAUGGACAGUACUAUCUUCUUGCUGGCGCGAUUUUACUCGCCGGAUUUUGGCGUUUGGAGGAUAAAUUAGGCAUGCCGUUGAGCGAAAUACACACUUCUGGUGACGUUCCAGGGUACCAAGCGAAGUUAGAGAAGGGAAUGAUGAACUUUUUCCGCAGAGUUCAGCCCAAUGGACCCGUGCAGCGUAACAACUAUUUCAUUCAAGUAGAUGAUCAACUUGCAUGGUCAUCAAGCAUUGGUCCGGAAACUGGAGCGCCCGGUACUGUAAGUUGGGACACUGCGGAGAAAAAUAAAGCCGUUGAGCAUCAUUGGUUUCGUUCCGAACGGCAGUCAUUAAGGAGACUACCGAGAUCUGGCGGUGUGGUGUUUACUAUCAGAACAUACUUCCAUCCAAUUACGGAGAUAUGCGAAGAGCCGUAUGUACCGGGCAGAUUGGCAAGUGCUGUGAGGAGCUGGGGUGAAGAUGUUAGUAAGUACAAGGGAAAGGAGAAGUAUGGUGAGGUACUAUUGGAGUAUUUGGAUAAGAAACAUAAGGAGCAAGUCGAAGCGGGCCUUGAUUUGGAGAAAGAGGAAGAAGUCAGAGCGUAUCCUUAUUAACGUACGUUUUUGGACACUAGAUGCUUGAAAUUAUGCACGGUUUUGGAGGCUGCGUGUUGAGCCUUGCUUUCUCAUUCUGUUGAGUCAGAGUCAGCCUAGUAGCGUUUGAUAUAAUAUUACGAUUUUACGAAUUUCACAAGAGAAAAGUUGUCACUACACCCGAAAACAUGGCUGCUAGUACAAACGAAUAUACUUCACCACUGGAUCAUGCAUAUCUCACAUAUUCUCGCG